AUGGUAGUAACGGAGAGACAUCUGUGGGUGAACCUGGCAGAUUUCGGGAAGAAAGAGAGGGGCUUUCUUCUUGAUGCUCCAGUUUCGCAUUCUGAACUUUUUGAUACCUCCGUCGAGACAGUGGUUAAGAAGUUCAGUGAGGCAAAGGUGUGCUCAGUGGUCUUCAAAUCCUUCAUUCCACGAACCUCCAGGUCUGUGCCCAAACAACACAGGAGUCAUGGCUCAUCUCAAUCUGAGGAUCAGAUACGUAGCUUGUGCACUGCAAAGACAUACGAGCAUUAUCAGUGUGUCUGUCAUGCCACUCUGUUCCUCUUUUGGGCUGGUAUCGCUAGUCUGUGCCCAGGUGCAAUAAUUGCAGUUUAACGAUCCGUGGUGGUCUGUAGACCAGUGGGUUCAGUCAGCUUCCAGAAGAGACAUGCAGUUGCAGGAGUUGUCAUCGUCUGGGUCUGGGUCUGGUCAUUCCUGUUGAACAUUCCUACUUUUGGAUGGGGUAGCUAUGAGCUGGAGAGUGUGCAGACAUCUUGUGCACCAGACUGGUACAGCAGAAACUUGACCAAUGUCUCCUACAUCAUGUGUUACUUUCUUCUGUACUUUGCACUUCCUUUCCCUGUCAUUGGCAUCCCCUACACUUUCCUCCUGCACCCUACGGCAGAGGGAGGAAGCACUGCCAGGGCAGAGACCCAGCUGGCCUGUGUGGUGGUUGUCAUGGUGAUGUCCUUCCUGCUCACCUGGCUGCCCAGUGCUGCAUUUGCACUCUGUGUGAUCUUAGACCUGAACCUUUACCUUGAACCGGUGAUCGCCACCGUUCCCAUGUAUCUGGCCAAGAGCAGCACAGUUUUCAACCCCAUAAUCUACUGUAAAUAUUCUUGA
Messenger RNA from Carassius gibelio (silver crucian carp), 870 nucleotides. It is a transcript of the gene parapinopsina, whose product is annotated as parapinopsin a. The record is from RefSeq and is a predicted model, not a curated record. Gene Ontology annotation, molecular function: G protein-coupled receptor activity. Lineage: Eukaryota; Metazoa; Chordata; Actinopteri; Cypriniformes; Cyprinidae. Gene Ontology annotation, biological process: G protein-coupled receptor signaling pathway. Gene Ontology annotation, cellular component: membrane; photoreceptor outer segment.